AUGGCGACCAUCGCGACCGCUCGCACGAUCGUCGUCCGCGCGCGCGCGCCCGGCGCGUCGAUCGCGUCCAGCGACCGCGGCGUCGCGACGCCGGCGCGCGGCGUCGUCCGCCCGAACAUCGUCGACGCGGCGACGCGUCAGCAUCAUCAGCAGUCUCGGAGCGGAGGGGGAUCGCGGAGGCGCGCGCGCGCGGUCGUCGUCGCCUCCUCCUCCUCCUCCUCCUCCUCCUCCUCGGAAGACGACGCGCCCACCCGACGAGAGGCUGUCGCCGCCGCGCUCGCGGCGAUCGCGCUCGCGACCGGCGGCGGCGCCGUCGCCCCGUCGGUCGCGCGCGCGGACUCGUUCGCGGCGGACAUCGAGGCCGACCUUCCGCCGCCGCCCCCACCGCGCGUCCUCGUCGUCGGCGCGACCGGACAGACGGGCUCGCUCGUGGUGCGCGAGCUCAAGAAGCGCGGCGACGAUAUCGCCGUCGUCGCCGCGGUUCGCAGCGAAGAGAAGGCGGCGAAGAUGGGCGUCGACGGCGGAAACGUCUCGCUCCUCGGCGGGUUCGACGUCACCGCCGACGCGUCGACGCUCGCGGCGGCGAUGACCGGGAUCGAUAAGGUCAUCGUCUGCACCGGGUUCGUCCCGGGGAAUCCGUUCAAGAUGUCCGCGGCGGCGCAUUCGGUGGACAACGAGGGCGUGAUCCACCUCGUGGACGCCGCGAAGGCGGCGGGGGUGAAGCGGCUGGUGCUCGUGUCCUCCAUCCUGACGGAUGGGCGUGCGAUGGGCGCGGAGGGGUCCCCGGGGUUUAAGAUCACGAACGCGUUCGGCGGCGUCCUCGACGAGAAGCUCGUGGGGGAGAAGUACUUGCAGGGCAGCGGGCUGGAGUACGUCAUCGUGAGGCCCGCGGGGCUGCGCGCGGAUCCGCCGAAGACGCCGCUGGUGGUGACUCCGGGGAACGUCAUGGCGAGCGGGGAGAUCUCUCGAGAGCUCGUCGCCGCGUUCAUGUCCGCGGCGGCGUUCUCGUCGAGCGCGAAGAAUAAGAUUUACGAGAUCGCGGAGGAGGGGACGUUCGCUCCGGGGUACAGCCCGGACGGGGUGGAGAAGUUCAUCGUCGGGGACGACCGCUCGAAGUGGUUCAAGCAGUAG
Micromonas pusilla CCMP1545 is the source of this 1131-nucleotide messenger RNA. RefSeq lists its product as uncharacterized. The coding region runs from base 1 to 1131 and encodes 376 amino acids. The record is from RefSeq and is a predicted model, not a curated record. The transcript is spliced from 2 exons. Lineage: Eukaryota; Viridiplantae; Chlorophyta; Mamiellophyceae; Mamiellales; Mamiellaceae.